Messenger RNA from Asparagus officinalis (garden asparagus), 2105 nucleotides. RefSeq lists its product as uncharacterized. The transcript has 4 exons. The record is from RefSeq and is a predicted model, not a curated record. The coding region runs from base 1 to 465 and encodes 154 amino acids. Gene Ontology annotation, biological process: Group II intron splicing; chloroplast organization. Gene Ontology annotation, molecular function: RNA binding; protein binding. Lineage: Eukaryota; Viridiplantae; Streptophyta; Magnoliopsida; Asparagales; Asparagaceae.
AUGCUAAAUGCUUUCAAGAUUGAUUUGAGUUUACACUCAACAGAACAAUGGCUCACCCUCACCACCCGCUCCCCUCCUGCCUCCACCAAACCAACCCCACCCACUCCGCACCCUCUCAUAACCUGCGGCCCGCGACAACCGGGGCCCACUGUCCGCGGCCGAACCCUGAGCACGGAGGCGAUCCUGGCCGUCCAAUCGGGGAUGAUUGAGGGGGCCGCGAGGUUACUGAAGGCGAUGGUGGGGGCGGGGAGGGAAGGGAGGCGAAGGAGGUUUAUGGGUUUGAUGAAGAGAGGUGGGUGCGUGCCGAACGAGUACUUGUUUGGGUUUUUGGUUAGGGGGUUGAGGAGGUUGGGGGACGAGGAGGGGGCGAAGAUGGUCGAGAGGGAUUAUGAGGAGUGGGAUGUCAACGGGAAGUGGGGGGAGGUCGAGGAGGGGGAGGAGGAGAUAGGGGUGGUAGGUGUUUGAUGAAAUGCCCAAGUGAGUUUCUUUUUUAGCUUUUCUUCAGUGGGGUUAUCUUUGAGUUUGUUUUAUUUACUAGUAGAUUGAUUUACGGUGUUUUUGGUUCCUGUAAUUGCAAAAAGAUACUGCAUCUCCAUCAUGUAGAAGAGUGUUUGCUUCGCCCCCAACUCAACAGUUGUAACUGUAGUUGCGUGCAACUGCCACAUUCCGAGUUAUUGUGAUUGCAAAAAAAAUAUUGCAUCUGCAAUAACCAGAGCACUGUUUCGUUAGCUACAACUACAAGCCUACGAUGGCAAGUAUUGUAAUUGCAGUUGCAUGCGGCUGGUACAUGUAGGGGCACUUGCUGCUAUUUAUUUCACUACAACUGCAAUUACAAAAGGAAACCUGUUUCAUUAGACUUGGGUGUAAAUCCCGCUCGCAUCCCUUUGGAGUAGCAAACGAGGUCUAAAUUAUAACUAUAACACUACAAAGUAGAACUGAACUAAGACAUUGUGAGAUUAGCAACUACAACUGCAUGUGAUAGUAACUGCUAGAUGCAUGCUACUGACAUUUGCAUUAUGAUCAUAGUUGUGACAAACCAAACAAUCCCACCUUGCUCAAAUUACAUGAGUUAGAGGUGCAAUCCAGUGUUCGGAUAGCAUUCUCAUGAUUGGUUAUUAAAAAUAAUUUAAUCCAUAAUAUCAAAUUUUUAUAAUCUUGAACAGUAAUAAAACUGGUCAAAAUAUGAUCAAUAUGACACAAUUGCUGAUGUGGAUGCUACUAGACACACAUUUUAGUAAGUAGUUGUAGUUUGACUCAUUUGGAUAUAACUGAACUACAUGAUUUUGAGUCCAUAAUAUGAUUACAACUACAAAACGCAGAUGUAAAAUCAGCUGCCAGCAAGUGUUUCUUGUUUGCAAUUGUAAUUUGAACAUGUGCCUCCAACUACAGGCAGGCAGACACCCCGUUAAUUGUUUCAUAGGAUCUCGAAAAGUAUUGAUUACAGAUAUGGGUAGUAAAAUAGAUGUUUGUAGUUACUUCACCAACAAUGAAUUAAGAAAAUCUCUAGUUUUCAGAAGUUAUGUCGAGCUAGAUGAGUGACUUGGAGAGUGAGAAUGUGGUCUGUAAAGAAGGUUUAAAGUUAUAGAUGAUGAUGUCUAUUAAAGUCAAUAAAAGAUAGGAAUCAAGUAAAAUAUGGUGCAUGUAGUAGAAAGUAUCUGUUAUUGGAAGUGAAAAUGCAUCAUCAACUAAAGAAUUUAUAAGUACUAGGUUAUGUUUCAUGCAACCAGAGCAAUUGCAACUCUAUAAAAUUUAAAAUUGCAUCUAAAGCUUUCUAAAUUUGCAAAAUUUUAAAAUUGCAACUAUAGCUUUCUAAAUUUGCUAUCUGCCCCCCAUGGUUUGCUUUAUGUCUUUCCCGUAUGAUAUAUGUGUCGCAAUAAGUACUAGAUCAUCUGUUCCCUCUCUUAUGUCUAUAUGGUUAGCUAUUAAACAAUUUGAUUUGGAUUCUUGUGAUCUCUAUCCUUCUCUUUUUUAUUAUGGACGGCUAAUUUUCAUCUAAUUGAGAAUAGACACCCUCUACUAUAACCAAUUGUGGAUAGAGCCCCUGCAGUUCCAUUGGUACGGAUAGGCCCCCUUGUAGUGUUUACCCAAAUGCGGAUAGAUCCCCU